UGGCUGAAUUCCUGCACUUGCUUCUUCAUCCUGCUCUCCGAGUGCUCCAGCAGCUUCUCCUUGUAAGUCUCUCCUGCACUCCGUUCUCCCAGCGUUGUCUCCUGCACUGUCGCUUUCUACAUCCCCCUUCUCCCGUACUCCCCGGGUUCCUUCCUUCGGUGGGACUGAGUCACCGUCUCGUUCCCAGCCACCCACGGCGCUUUUCCGGCGGUGCCCCUCCGCAGAAGGUGCCUGGUUACCAUGGCACCCGAGUGCCCUUCUGUUCUAGAUGCCAGAUUAGAUCUGUUCUCAUGGUGACUGUGCCUCUGCUGUUCCCCACCAGCCCGGAGCCGCAGCACACGUUUAACGAGCUCGCUCGCACACCGCCGCUCCUCUCCACUCCAGGGGGAGACUCCUUCAGAUCCAAGACAAGCCAAGUGCUCCUUGCCGCGGCGUGGAGUUUGCAUUUCCUGCACUACCAGCCUCUCUGUGUUCGUUGCAGCUCCGGGAACGGGGCAGGAAGAGGUUGAUCCUGUUGCGUGGCUCUCUGCUGAUCCCUCGGCUCCCGCCUGUGAGGAGCCAGCAUUCCUGCUCCUCGCUGCCUUUCCUCACCAUGGAUACUUGGCGCAGGGGGUCCAUCAAGUCCACCACCUUCUUCCGACGCUUCUCCCUCAGGAGGCACAAAAAGCUGGGCAACCAAGUCAUCAUCCUGAACCAGAACAGCCACACUCUGGACAAGGACGGCCAGAAGAGGGAAUGCUUGAGGGAUCUGAAGGACAAGUCUGAGUACCUGUCCUGUCAGAGCGAGCAGAACCUGGCCAAGGCACAAGCCCCUCCCAAGCCUCCCCGGCUGUACCUGGACAGCUCCAGCUGCCCCAACAUCAUCGAUCACACAGAUUCCCACUCCGACCUCUCCUUUUCUGAUGCUGCUCCGUACCACAAAGCCACUCCGACGCAUAAGGACCAGGCUACGGACCUCGGCACCUCAGAGGCAGGUCUCCCAAACAGCACCACUCUUCCCGACCUGGCUGACCCCUUCCUGUCCUUCAAAGUGGAUCUGGGGCUAUCGCUCCUCGAGGAUGUGCUGCAGACCCUCAGGAAACAGAACCCGAGGGAUUACGCCAUUUGA
Messenger RNA from Onychostruthus taczanowskii (white-rumped snowfinch), 1108 nucleotides. It is a transcript of the gene CUNH15orf62, whose product is annotated as chromosome unknown C15orf62 homolog. The transcript has a single exon. The record is from RefSeq and is a predicted model, not a curated record. NCBI's taxonomy places the organism in Eukaryota, Metazoa, Chordata, Aves, Passeriformes, Passeridae. Bases 593 to 1108 code for a protein of 171 amino acids.